AAGUAUAUGAUUUGUAUUCUUAUUAUAAAGUAUCACCCCUUUACCACAGUGCAGCAACUAACAUUUCCAAGAUUGUUCCAAAACUUACAAAAAAGACUGAACUUAUGUGCCCAGGACAGACAAUAGGAAUGGCAUCCUGUGAUGACUUUCUGGUCUAAAUUAACAUAAUCCAUCAUUAAAUCAAUCAAUUAUUAAUGACCUUGCGUAUCAAAGGUCACACGCUAUGGGAGAGAGAGCGGAAACUUCAGAGGAGGAGGCGUUUGCUGCUACAGGAUGUUUUCCCUCAAGAGAGGGUGUGUUAUCUUCAGUCACAGCAGCACCGUGGGAGGGCUUCAGUCUGAGGAGGAUGUGAUGCAGUACAGUCGAAGGGACGCACGCAUGGAACCAGGGCUGAUGAUAUCGGAUUAACGGAUCAGAUCUCUCUGCAGCCUACGGUCGAUGCAGUUUGCUUGAGGGCCUCGAAGUUUUGGGUGAUGAGGACAAGUCUCGAGAGCAUCAUUCUGCUGGACACAAACUCUCAAAAAUGCAAAAGUUCAAGAUGAGGGUUUGCUGGAUUUUCAUGAUCCUCCUGGGCUGCAGGUUGUCACAUGCAUCUGAGUCUAAGAGCUCCUGUCCCUGCGAUUACAAGGUGAAAACUGUCUGUGUACCUGCUGGAGACAUUGUGUCUAUACCUUGCCCAGACAUGAACGGUGAAGACAUGACCUUUAGCCUUCUUAAGAACAAUGAAGUGAUUUACAAUCAAACAUGCAACUUUGGAAAACCCACGUCCAACUGUAAAUUAAACGAUAGCAUGGGUGUGGCGCUGCAUGAGCACAACAAAUCGGUCCGUUUCAACCUCACUGGAGUGAAUGACAACAGCCAUGGACUCUACAGAUGUGAGGUCAUAGUCACGUACCCUCCUCCCUAUAUAAAAGAAGGAAAUGUUUUGUGGAUCCUGGUGCUGGUACAGGGACACCAAUGCAAUGUCAGUAGUCCUGGAAAACCUGCCCCACCUGUAGUCCCUGGACUUCACUGGAUUUGGAUUUGUGUGUCUGUAGUUCUCAUCAUCUACAGCACAGCUGUCACCAUCAUCGCCGUGGUCAACUACAUGAAGUUCAAGCAUUCAGAUUCCCAGAAUGACUACAUGAACACCAAACCCAGAGCGCCCAAGGAUCGCAAGAAGAAGAGAGGGUUAGAGAAUCCUAUACCACGACACUUUUGAUUACCUGUCCAUUUGCACAGCUGCCCCCAUAAGUUGUUUACAUAGAAACGGAAGGGGGGGGUGUCCUUGUAGUAGCUUACUCUGAACAGAACGUUAUAGUGAGUGACGUUUGAUUUGUUUUGUUUGGUGUGUUUUCUUGUAAUUAGCAUAGUUGUUUUUGUGCCUACACAGCAAAAGUAGCAGGUCCUUUACCAGUUGUGGUUGUAUAAAACAAUAAAAAUAACUUACCCAACAUCUUCGGUUUUGCUCACUUCCUGUCUCACUCACUCACUGUGUUUGCCUGUCACACAUACACACAUGUGAAAUUUGUAGUUGGAAACCCCUAUCUUUG
Thunnus maccoyii (southern bluefin tuna) is the source of this 1532-nucleotide messenger RNA. Its product is annotated as cytotoxic T-lymphocyte protein 4. Gene Ontology annotation, biological process: T cell receptor signaling pathway; regulation of T cell proliferation. The record is from RefSeq and is a predicted model, not a curated record. Gene Ontology annotation, cellular component: external side of plasma membrane. The transcript has 4 exons. NCBI's taxonomy places the organism in Eukaryota, Metazoa, Chordata, Actinopteri, Scombriformes, Scombridae. The coding region runs from base 524 to 1201 and encodes 225 amino acids.